Messenger RNA from Gossypium raimondii (Peruvian cotton), 1583 nucleotides. RefSeq names its product zinc finger protein GAI-ASSOCIATED FACTOR 1. Gene Ontology annotation, cellular component: nucleus. The coding region runs from base 290 to 1459 and encodes 389 amino acids. The transcript has 4 exons. Gene Ontology annotation, molecular function: DNA-binding transcription factor activity. The record is from RefSeq and is a predicted model, not a curated record. Lineage: Eukaryota; Viridiplantae; Streptophyta; Magnoliopsida; Malvales; Malvaceae.
CUGACACCUAUGGAGCCGCCAUUUGAGACUCUCCUCGUGCUCUUCCCUUAGUUGAAAAUCAUGAACUUUCAUUCAAUUACCUUCAUUAAAUCAUUAUUUUUCUAGUGUCUAUCAUUUUCCUAGUGGAAAGUGAAAUUUAACAAUCAUACCGUUGAAAAACUUGAAAAUCCAAGCCAACAUUUGCGGUGAACUGUUGUUUUGAAACCCACGAGAAACUGGGUUUUCAUUUCUUUAAGCUUAAAAGAAAUUCUGGGUUGUUUUUUAUUGGCCAUUUUGAGUAUAGAAAAACAUGGCAAAGUUUGAAAAUUCGUCAUCAAUGGCGGUUUCUCUCAUUGAAGCAUUUCAACAGACAGAUGGUGUACAAUCGAAGAAGAAAAGAAAUCUCCCUGGAAUGCCAGAUCCUGAAGCUGAGGUAAUAUCACUAUCACCAAAAUCCUUACUAGCCACCAACCGUUUCAUUUGCGAGAUUUGCAACAAAGGCUUUCAACGUGACCAAAACCUUCAACUCCACCGCCGUGGACAUAACUUACCGUGGAAGCUCCGGCAAAGAACCGACGGCAACGAAACACGAAAGAAACGGGUCUACGUUUGCCCAGAAACGAGCUGCGUACACCAUAACGCGGCUCGCGCCUUGGGCGAUCUUACCGGCAUAAAGAAACACUAUUGCAGAAAGCACUGCGAGAAGAAAUGGAGGUGCGAGCGGUGCUCUAAAACGUACGCCGUUAAGUCCGAUUGGACGGCCCAUUUAAAGAGUUGUGGCACCAAAGAAUAUAAAUGCAAUUGUGGCACUGUUUUUUCGAGGAGGGAUAGUUUCUAUACGCAUAGAGCAUUUUGUGAUGCGUUGGCUGAGGAAAACGCCAGGGCUCAAGCGGCGACUUUUUCACCGCCGCCGUUAACACAGUCGACUACGACUAUGGUUUCGCCGGGAUUGUCAACUCAGAGUUCAGAAAUGCUUGAAAUUCCAAUGGGACUUUCACCACCAGAUCCACCACCGCCAACCACCAGCAUCUCUGCUUCAAACGGCGACGUUUUAGUUACCAUAUUUGCAUCAACACCACCCUUAGAGACCACAUCUCUUUCUCUUUCCUCCCCUCUCUACCUCUCCAACAAUAGCUCCUCCUCCAUCUUCACUGCACCGUCACUUCAACCAGCCAUGUCCGCCACCGCGUUGCUACAGAAGGCAGCCCAAAUGGGUGCGGCGGCGACAUCGAGCCCUUCACUACUUCGUGGUCUAAGCUUUGCAGUACCAUCAUCAUCAUCGACAACACCCUCUACGGGACACAAGCCUACGUCGACGCUUGAUCUUCUAGGGCUUGGCAUUUGCGGAGGCGGAGGCGGAGGCCGCGGUGGAACUUCAAAUGGAUUAUCUGCUUUGUUCACUCAAUUUGGAGGAGGCUUCAAUGGUGAACCAGCUGCUACGACGUCGUAUGGUGCACCCAAUAGCUCAUCGUUGCUUUAGAGGUACAAUUUUAAUUUUUAAAAAAUUUCGGAGAUCCGUACAGUUUCAAUAUCGGUUUGUAUUAAUAUGCAUUCUACAAAAUUUUGAUAUUUUAAAUUAAUUUUAAUAUAUUUUUUGUUCUUUA